Cannabis sativa is the source of this 1851-nucleotide messenger RNA. RefSeq lists its product as uncharacterized. The coding region runs from base 152 to 1414 and encodes 420 amino acids. The transcript has 3 exons. Lineage: Eukaryota; Viridiplantae; Streptophyta; Magnoliopsida; Rosales; Cannabaceae. The record is from RefSeq and is a predicted model, not a curated record.
UUGUAACCCCUUUAUUUAUUUAUAUUCCUUAAUAUUAAGCCUUAUACUUCUCUUCAUAUACUUUCAUUCUCUCCUUUGGAUAUCAUAACUCAUAAUUAUCAUCAUCAUCAUCAUCUUCUUCUCUGUAUCCAAUUAUAUAUAAUUAUUAUUAAUGGGCUCCAAACCAAGAAAAAAGCAAUUGUGGGGAACACAAUUAGUACCAUUGACACCACUGAUGGAAGGUCCUGACCCAGAAAUGCAAGAAGAAGGGUUCAAGAAGGAGAGUUCAUGGGAAGUUAUUAGAGAAUGGUUUCGAGCUCAAAAGGGUUAUAAUAAUAACAACCCAAAUAGCAAUAGUAGUACUAGUUUCCCAUCCUCCUACGCUAAUAAUAAUAAUAAUAAUUGUAAUAAUUAUUAUAACAAUAAUAAUAUCUUAGCCAAGAGACAAGAUCUAAGGUUGUUGCUUGGCGUUUUAGGUUGUCCUCUUGCUCCAAUACCCCAAGUCAAUGACCCCAAUAUUGAUCAUCUCCUACAUCUUAAAGGCAUUCCAUUUGAGACUUCGAUUGCACACUAUAUUAUACAGCAAUAUUUGGCAUCAACAGGUUGUUUGAAGCAACAAAAGUCAUGUAACAAGAACAUGUACGUAAGUGGAAGUGUGAAAAUGAUUUGUUGUGAAACUGAGGUUUCGACUGGUAAAAACGUAAAGAGUUUAGGGACUAGGAGUGGUGAAAAUGGUUGUUUUGUUCUUUGGCAAAUGAUGCCUGGAAUGUGGUCCUUGGAAUUGGUCGUCGGUGGAAAUAAGGUUGUCGCCGGUAGUGACGGCAAGACCGUUUGGAGACACACACCUUGGCUUGGUGCUCAUGCUGCCAAAGGCCCCCAGCGUCCCCUUCGCCGCAUCAUUCAGGGCCUAGAUCCAAAGAGCACAGCAAGCUUAUUUGCUAACGCACAAUGUCUUGGGGAGAAACAAAUAGGGGAGAACAACUGUUUCGUUUUGAAAGUGUGUGCAGAUCGUGCGGCUGUGAUGGAACGAAGUGAGGGCCAUGCAGAGGUUAUAAGACACGCCUUGUACGGAUACUUCUGUCAAAAAACUGGCCUCUUAGUCUAUUUAGAAGAUUCCCAUCUAACUAGGGUUGAAUCUCCUGAUCAGAACGACGUCGUAUUAGCAUCAGCACCAGAAGAUGUCUAUUGGGAAACCACCAUUGGCAGCAGCAUUGCCGAUUACCGGGAUGUCGACGGUCUUCUCAUCGCCCACCAAGGUCGAUCCAUCGCCACAAUCUUUCGAUGCAAAGAACUCUCCAUGCAAUACACAAGGACUAGAAUGGAAGAGCUUUGGAACAUUGAUGACGUCGUCUUCAAUGUCCCAGGACUCUCCGUCGACUCAUUUCUCCCACCGGCUGAUGUAGUCGAUGGAGGAGCCACAACAACCUUACAUUGACAAUAAUAAAAAAAAAUUAUUGAUCAUCAUCUUCAUCAUCACAAUACUAAUUGAUAUGAUGAGGAUGAUGAGAUGAUCAUUAACUCUCGAGUUUUUUUUUGGAUACGUACUUGAAAGAACUUAAUAAUUAGGGGUACGUAUAUGGUGUUUUCUAGAUUUUGUUUACUAAUUGGCUAGUUAGUUAAGAAAAAAAAAAACAUGUAUUAUUAAUUAUUGGGUGGGAUAUUUUGUUAAUUUGGUGUAUUAGUUUAAUUUGGGUUGGUUGGGUAAUUAAUCUUUGUUUUAUUUUAUUUUAUUAUUUUCUUUGAAACUAAGUGUUCAUAUGGUGGUGGGUAUUUGGUUUUUAACUAGCUAAUUAUGGUGAUGAAAAUAUGACAAUCAUAUUCAUAUGGAUGGGGAUAUGGAAUAUAAUAAUAAAUGUUGUUUAAUUAGUUUAU